Messenger RNA from Penaeus vannamei (Pacific white shrimp), 4962 nucleotides. Lineage: Eukaryota; Metazoa; Arthropoda; Malacostraca; Decapoda; Penaeidae. The record is from RefSeq and is a predicted model, not a curated record.
AUGGCGCCCAUUCAGAUGGAAAAGUCCUACGACGUGACAGUCUCCUCCACGCCCGCGGAAAAGUGCUCGCGGCAGGAAAGGUCAAGCAGCAGGGCGUGGGGUGUGUUCCUUCCCAUCAGUCGCAGAGGAAGCUUCUUCCAAGACGCGUUUUUCUCGGACACACACAAGGACUUUGACUCCUCCGUCAGGGAGGUGUUGGCCAGAUGGAGUGGCGACGAUUUCCAAGCGAAAGACUUCCGCCGGGAGGAUAUUAUGGACCGAUACAGACAGCUUCGAUCUCGCAACCUCAAGGAAGAGAACCAGGCUGUCACAGUCACAUCUGACAAAACAAGUCACAAAGACAUGGCAGCGAUCACGUCCGUCUUGUCCACAGAUGGAAUCCUCACAAUCACUGCGCCAAAAGUGAAAACGGAAACUACAAAGGAAAAUAUCAUCACUCAGACUUCCACUUUGAAUAACUGUGAGAAAGUCAGCCAAACUCGAACACAAAUGGCAUCAAACGACGAAUCGGAAACUACACAGUCAAGUCUUAGCACAGACUCAGAACGCUCGUCUUCUGCACGAAAAGAAACUUGUUCAUGCCAUUUUGGGACCAAAGGAACAGCUGAUUCCUCUAGACUUCACCGCGGUUCGAGGGACACUCUCUUGCCCAUCACUCGAAGGGGAGACUUCUUCCAGGACUCAUUCUUCUCCGGAAGGUCCUCAACGGCUGGAAUGACGCCGACCUCCAGCUGGCGGACUUCUGGGACGAGACGACUUCCACGCAGCGACAGACUGGGCCGCUACAGACAGCUGCGAUCGCGGAACCUGUGGAGUGACAACCAGGCCGUUACAGUCACUUCGGAUAAUAUUAGUUAUAAGAUCGUGUUGGACAUGCAUGACUUUGUGGAUGGAGAUGUGAAGGUGAAGCUGAUGGGCGAGGAGCUGCUGGUGGAGGCCCUUUCGGCCGGGUCCUCGCGCACCUUCAGACGCAGCUUUUCCUUGCCUGAGUCCACUGACAUGACAUCCAUCACGCCUGUCAUGUCGUCAGAUGGCAUCCUCACAAUCACUGUGACCAAGAAGGAGACUGAAACACAACAGAAGACGACUGUCAUCCCCAUUAGCGUCAAGGAAACGCACAAUGCAGAAGUUCACAGCUCAACUUCCUCGACGACCUCGGGAGUUUCUGAGGAAGCGGCGUCUGGCCAGAGAACGUCCCACACAGCCCAACAGGAGGAACGCAAAUCCACACGAUGCCAUCAGGAGAAGAUCGACGAGAACAAGACCCAAACUGCAGCUUCCAGUAUCUCAAGCAACUCCCAACAAUCAUCACAGAAGCAGUCGUCUGUGAUCUCAGAUUUCGCUUCCACAAGAAUUUCCGACUCGCUGGAAGCAAAGGAAACUCUUGGCAGUUCGCAAGACGAUUCCUUGGCCAUCGCGAGGAGAGGAAGCUUCUUGCAAGACUCGUUCUUCUCCGACAUUCGCCGAGACUUCGACGCCUCCGUCAGGGAAAUCUUGAAGAAAUGCGACGACUCCGACCUCACGCUGACAGGCGAUGUCAGUCACAGUGACAUCCUGAGCCGCUACAGGCAGCUUCGAUCUCGAAACAUGAGGGAAGAGAACCAGGCCUUCUGCGUCUCGUCAGACAGUGCCAGCCUCAAGAUCGUGCUGGACGUGCAUGACUUCAUGCGCGGAGACGUCAAGGUGAAAGUCGUCGACGAGGAGCUGGUGGUGGAAGGGCGCGCGGAGGAGGAGGAAGGAGGGUCGUCCGUCUCGACACGGUCCUUCAGCCGCCGCUUUGCCCUGCCUCACAGCACUGACAUGACACGCAUCACUUCUGUCAUGUCUUCGGAUGGCAUCCUCACAAUAACUGCUCUCAAAACGGCAGGAGAACCACAGCAAAACUCACUCGUUAACUUCUCCGCGACCGAGGAAAGGAAGGAAUCAUCAACAGCUCACGACUCAACACCCGAAGCAGUUUCGUCCACGACGGAGAAAAAUAUCUCCGUUCACGAGAAUCUUGUUAAUGUGGAUCAGAUGGAGUUUGGGUGUGAACGAAAACACUCGUACGAGAACAAGACGAGAAAGCUGAGGAAAGAAUUCGAAUUUCCUGCUGAAUCCAAGGAAGUUUUAAAGUCCAAGAUCUGCCACAAUCCGUCUGUGGAUGAGUCUACAACUGCUUCUGUUCGUGGAGACGUUCCCAUUAUUCAUGACCAUGAACUCAUGCGAUUGGCUGAAACUCUUGAAUCGACAGUCGUUGAAAAGGCCUCUUAUGAUGAUUCAGUUUCUGAACAACAGGAACAAGCAACUGUGCAAUCAGAAUCUGAUUCGACAGAAGCCAUCAUACUGGGCGAGGAAAUCUUGCCCAUCGUUCGAAGGGGAAGCUUCGUCCAGGACUCCUUCUUCCUCGAUGUCCGCCAAGAAUUCGACGCUGCCAUCAGAGAGGUCCUGAGGAAGUGGGUCAGCGAAGACAGCGACUUGACACACAGUGAGGACUUCCUUGGCCUUAGUCACAGCGAUAUCCUGGACCGCUACAGACAGCUUCGAUCCCGAGAAUUGAAGGAAGAGACCCAAGUCUUUAUCGUCACGUCCGACAACACUAGUUACAAGAUCGUGUUGGACGUCCAAGACUUCAUGAACGGGGAUCUGAAGGUGAAGGUGGCGGGCGAGACGGAGGUGGUGGUGGAGGGUCGUGUGGAGAGGAGAGAAGAAGGAAGCUCAUCCGUGUCCUCCUACUCCUUCCGACGCCGCUUCUCCUUGCCAGAGCACAUUGACAUGACAGCCAUCACAUGCAUCAUGUCUUCAGAUGGCAUUCUUACAAUCAGCGCUUCAAAAAUGGCAGAAGAACCGGAGGAACACAAAGUGAUCAGGUCCGUUGAGGAAGUUCAAAAAUCCUCUCAAGUUCAACGCUCGGUAUACCCAGCUGAUGAAACCAUCUCCCUCCAUGAGGAAUGUGAAAAAGAAAGCAAAGCCACACAUGACUGCAUGGACUCGGUGGAAUCUGAGAAAGCCCGAGAAUUCCUUCUGUCAACUGAUUCUGCAGCAAGAUCGAGUCAUGACACUGAGUUUGUAGAAAGUGAAAAUCAAAGCAAAGAAACUAUUCGCAACGUAGAAUCUAUUGUACCUGAAGAAGUGAUGACUGAUUCUCCAACUUUUGUGUCUGAUGAAAUGGAGUCUUGCUCCGAGUUUGCAGAAAUUUCAGAGGCUUCCUUGUGUCACAAAGGUUCGAUCGCCAUGACUGAAACGUCUGGCAAUUUGUCUGCCUCUCGUGACUUUGGAACUUCCUCCCAGGAUUCUCUUCUGUCUGCCAUUCCCGAAGAUGAAAACGAUUCCGAAACUGUGAAAGUUCUUCAUCUUGAAGACUCUCAACAGGCUGUUGAUAUUCUUGAUCUAAAAGACUCAGAAGAAACUGCUGAAAAUCUUGAGCUGAAAAACUCACAGGAAUCUGCUGCCAUUGUUGAAGCGAAAGGCUCAGAAGCUAUUGAAAUUCUUGAUCUUACAGACUCGCAGGAAGAUUAUUCCCAGGAAUAUGUUAAUAUUCUCGAUCAAAAAGAUUCAGAGGCAGCUGCUGAACUUUUGGAUCUGAAAGUCUCAGAAGAAGCUGUUGAAAUUCUUCAUCUUCAAAAUUCCCAGGAAUCUGUUGACAUUCUUGAUGGGAAAGACUCACAGGAAACUGUUGUUGAGGGUCAGAAUGAGUCAGAAGCUCAGAACUCAAAGUGUUCAACCAUUUUCGAUUAUGAGAACGAGUCAGCAGUUCAAGAGAACUUUAAUCACCAACAAUCCCUGAGGAAACACUCGACAGCAAAAGGACUCAGUCGGCAGCCAUUGAGAGUUGCACAAAUUCGUGCAGUUAUCCAGAGAUUGUACCAAGAAAAGGAAGCCGUCGAUUGUGUCGGCCCUAGAAGAAACGACUUGAAACCAAAGAAUCCAACCCAAUACAACAUUACUUCAUCCACGACAAUUGCAAAAGAGUCUGCAGAAGCUGUCGAAUCCUUGAAAGGAACAAGGAGGAUUCACAGAGAUUCGCCAGAAGAACUCUUGCUCAUCACCAAAAGAGGAAACUUCUUCCAAGACUCAUUCUUCCUCGACGCUCACCGAGACUUCAGUGCCGCUCUCAGGCAGGUGUUGGGCAGGUGCAAUCAAGACAACUUUGAGGACGACACUGACCUCCGCCACACCGAUAUCCUGGAACGCUACAGGCAGCUUCGGUGUCGCGAUCUGAGGGAAGAGAAUCAGGCCGCUAUCGUCACAUCAGACAAGUCUUGUAUGAAGAUAAUUGUGGACGUUCAUGAUUUCAUGAGUGGAGAUGUACAAGCGAAGGUCGUUGACGACGAGUUGGUCAUCGAGGGACUUGUGGUGAAGAAGGAAGAAGGAACCUCAUCCGAAACCUCUUACUCCUUCAGACGUCGCUUCUCUCUUCCACAGUUUACUAAGAUCACUUCUGUCAUGUCAUUAGAUGGCAUCCUCACAGUUACUGAAGGAAAUGUCGAGGCAAAUACUGCUGAAAACUCCAUUAAAACUGAAGCAAAACGCAGCCUCACAAAAGAAAUAAUUCAGUCGGAAUCACUUUCACUUCCUGCUGAAAAACGUCUGCUUGAGACCAAGAAUGAAAACCAAAAUGGACUGAACGAGUAUGUGACAUCUCAGUCCGAGGAAACUCGUCAUUUCUCUCGUGAUUUCACGUCGGGGACAAAGACGCCUUAUCUUGAUUGCAGUUUCGAGGACAGCAAUAGACUGAGACGCUUUGGACAAGAAAGUGGCAGGGAGUCUCAAGAAACUAACAGGUAUAACGUCACCCAAGACACCAGUUUGGGAACGUCCUCUCGUUUGGCGAGUGGAUCUCUUUCUAGCUUCGCAGAGAAGUCUUUUCCUAUCACGAGGAAAGGACACUUUUUCUCCCAUUACUUCUUCCGAGACACAAAGAGGGAUUUCCAGAAGGCCGUUAGGGAAAUCCUGAGCAGAUGGGGAGAAGUCCUGCGGUGA